This is a messenger RNA of Gopherus flavomarginatus (Mexican gopher tortoise), 1263 nucleotides long. Its product is annotated as ovoinhibitor-like. The transcript has 15 exons. Bases 1 to 1263 code for a protein of 420 amino acids. The record is from RefSeq and is a predicted model, not a curated record. NCBI's taxonomy places the organism in Eukaryota, Metazoa, Chordata, Testudines, Testudinidae. Gene Ontology annotation, molecular function: serine-type endopeptidase inhibitor activity; protein binding.
AUGAUGGGUGUUUUUGUGCUCCUUACUCUUACAACAUGGUGCUGUUCAGCUGUUGCCCUGGGCAGUGAGGCGGAUUGUAGUAAGUACCCCCGGGGUACUGCGGAGGAUGGCAAAGUACUGACAGCCUGCCCACUCAUCCUGGCUGAAGUCUGUGGCACAGAUGGUAUCACUUACCCCAGUGAAUGUGGACUGUGUGCACACAAUUUUGAGCAUGGGACCAACGUUAGCAAAAAGCAUGAUGGAAAAUGCCAACAGAAAAUUGUGCCGCUUGAUUGCAGUCUGUACCCCAGUACUGAAACUGAGGAUGGCCAAGUCCUGACAGGCUGCCCAAGGAUCCUGGCUGAGGUCUGUGGCACAGAUGGCGUCACUUACCCCAAUGAUUGUAUGCUGUGUGCCCAUAACUCUAACGAUGGCAAAGUGCUGGUAGUCUGCCCCAGGAUCCUGCACACAGCAUGUGGCACAGAUGGUGUCACUUAUGCCAGUGAAUGUGAGAUGUGUAGCCACAGCCUAGAACAUGGGACCAACGUCAGCAAAAAGCACGAUGGAAGAUGCAAACGGGAAGUUCUGCUGGUGGAUUGUAGUAAGUACCGCCGGAUAACGACUGAGGAUGGCAAAGUUCUGACAGCCUGCCCAUUAAUCCUGGAGGAGGUCUGCGGCACAGAUGGCAUUACUUACCCCAGUGAAUGUGGGCUGUGUGCCCAUAACUUCAAACAUGGAACCAAUGUUACCAAGAAACACAAUGGGAAAUGCAAACCGGAAACUGAAGCAAGCACCUCCAGACUUGACUCUCACGCAACCAUCACCUCCACCAUGAAGAUAAGUGGUGUCUUUGGGCUGCUCGGUCUGGCGCUUUUCAGCUAUUUUUCCGGUGUUGCCACUGAGGCAGGUCAGCCUCUUUGCAGUCUCUACAAAGUGCUUCCCAAAAGACUAGUUCCUUGUCCCAGGAUGGUUGACCCAGUCUGUGGCAGUGAUGGCAUCACAUACUCCAAUGAGUGUUUGUUCUGCAGAGAAAUCUUUCGUGGCAACAACAUUGUCAAAAAGCAUGAUGGAAGAUGUGUUCAGGUUGACUGCACUGGCUACGUGAAAACACCCACAGGUCAGGAAGCUGCCUGCACCCUGGAGUACAGCCCGAUCUGUGGCACUGACGGCGUUACCUAUGGCAACAAGUGUGCUUUUUGCUCUGCUGUCGCGAAUGGAGCAGACAUUGACCAGAACAAUGAUGAAGAAUGUCCCCAGGUAAAGGCCAGACAUCAGCCUUAUUAA